Molecule: messenger RNA, 1014 nt
Organism: Stegodyphus dumicola
Lineage: Eukaryota; Metazoa; Arthropoda; Arachnida; Araneae; Eresidae
Gene: Arl6
Product: ADP ribosylation factor-like 6
Molecular function (GO): GTPase activity; GTP binding
Source: RefSeq, a predicted model, not a curated record
CGCAAUAUUGUUUUAAUUUUACUAUACUUUUCUGCUCUGAAUUGAGAAAAGUAAUUGUAUUUAUAUAUUUUUUAAACGCCUUCGUAAUCAACUCUGAUUUAUAAUUUUUAAUAUGGGUUUGUUUGAUAAACUGGCAUAUUUUCUUGGAAUAAAAAAAAGAGAAGUGAAUGUAUUAAUUGUAGGUUUAGAUAACAGCGGCAAAACAACGAUUAUCAAUCAUUUCAAACCUGAAGAACAAAAAUCUUUGGAAAUUGUUCCUACUGUUGGUUUUAAUGUUGAUCGUUUUCGAAUGAAAAAUUUGAGUUUCACUGCUUUUGAUAUGUCCGGGCAAGGCCGGUACAGAAAUUUAUGGGAACAUUACUAUCCAGAAGCGCAGGGCAUUAUAUUUGUAAUUGAUAGUAGUGAUGCCUUGCGUAUGGUUGUAGCCAAAGAUGAACUUGAAAUGAUGCUACAGCAUAAAGAUAUAAAAGAUCGCAAUAUUCCUAUUUUAUUUUUUGCAAAUAAAAUGGAUUUGAGAGAAGCGUUAUCGAGCGUCAAAGUUAGUCAAGCUCUAGGUUUAGAUCGCUUAAAAAACAAACCAUGGCACAUCUGUGCAAGCAACGCAUUGACUGGUGAAGGACUUGGAGAGGGUGUUGAAUGGCUUAGUGAUCAACUGAGAAAUUUUGUUCAGAAUAAAAAUUAAAUAUGUAACUGAACAAAUUGUGGAAUAUUUAUUAUAGUAAUUGGUGUUGUAAUCUAUUAUUUUAUAAUUUUGUUUCAUUUGUUUGAAGUAGCUUAUAUUUAUCAAAUUAUUAUUUCGACUUAUUAUGCACUAUUAACAUGCAUGGUAGUUUUUAUGCAGAUGGAUAUACAAAUACAAAGGGUUAUACAGUGUACUCAUUGUUUUUACAUGUAAUGUGUUUUAACUAUUGCAGCAUAAAUUUUUUAAGCAAUUUUCAAAUCUGCACCCUUUUUGUCAAUUAUCUAAUUUAUUUUGACUACAGAUGUAACAUAAUAAAUGCUGGUUUGUGGUGA